ACGGAUGUAGUGGACCCAAUAUACCUGGCGCUGAAACAGGCUACUGGUAUUUAUGGCCGACGAGGAUCAUCGGCACAUAAUUUUGAUUCAGCAACGCCGUCUCCUCGUAAUUUAUCGGAUGCCUCACUGCAAGAUUCUGGGUAUGCUGAAGCAACCUGUAAUCGCGGUCCAAUGAUAAGCUCAACACCGCAACUGGACCAAUCAGGUAUGAGCGGAGGAAGACGCCGACCACCUAGACUUCAUAAGCAAAUGAAAUCGCUGUCACUGGAUUGCGCCGAUCCGCCGCCUUCAAUAGCAUGUGGUAUGCGCUCAAGUGCGCUACGGUCACAGCUACCUGCUGAGUAUACAGUCGUUUAUGGAAAGGAGCCAGAUGAAGCUGAAGCUCCAUCAGAACGCGUAAUGCCUUUCGCCGUCGUCAGGAAUUGUGGAGGCAAAUUAGCGCCAGUACCGCUGCACUACAACAACAGCUCAGGGGAUAUUUCGGAAUGGGAAAGAAGCCGCUCUCCUUCCGGACUCUCUCCUCGCUCAACUCCGCGUCGAAUUAGUUCCUCCAGCGUUCUGCAAGGAUCUCACAUAGUAAUACAUGAAUACGCGGCUGCGCCAGACGUAGCGCUCUGCCUAGGCGAUCGAUUGAGGAUUGUCGACAACGGCGAUCCUGACUGGCUCUACGGUUUCAAGACGGGUGAUCGAACAGAUCGGCUCAUAUCAUUUCCAAGCACAUGCGUGGCGUUAGUGCAACCUGGUGAACAGCCAAUGGUGCUUAGACAAAACGUUCACAUGCCUGAAGCUAAGAUGAGGCUUUAUCGCGACCAGGUAGUAUUUGCACAGCCAGAUUCAAUUGUGGAUGGCCGAGUGUUGGUCCGCACGGAACGACACGCUUUUGUGGAAUGUCCACUGCAGCAUCUUCUCCUUUUAUAA
This is a messenger RNA of Gongylonema pulchrum, 918 nucleotides long. The record is from the annotation of a GenBank genome assembly. Lineage: Eukaryota; Metazoa; Nematoda; Chromadorea; Rhabditida; Gongylonematidae.